Messenger RNA from Trichomycterus rosablanca, 1183 nucleotides. RefSeq names its product catechol O-methyltransferase domain-containing protein 1-like. The coding region runs from base 53 to 832 and encodes 259 amino acids. The transcript is spliced from 7 exons. The record is from RefSeq and is a predicted model, not a curated record. Lineage: Eukaryota; Metazoa; Chordata; Actinopteri; Siluriformes; Trichomycteridae. Gene Ontology annotation, molecular function: O-methyltransferase activity; S-adenosylmethionine-dependent methyltransferase activity.
UCUCUCAACAGCGAGCAGUAUUUGAACUGGUGUGAUAGUUCUGUCAGUUUUAAUGUCAUUUUCCAGUGUUUCUAAAGAGACACUGUUAGGAUCUGCUACACUAGGAUUUAUAUUCAUAACUGCUUAUUACACCGGAAAGUGUAGUAGUAGACUGGGCAGUAUGACUUUAUUUAAGAGCCACGGUGGAAGGAAGGACGACCCAGUGAUGCAGUACGUCCUCAACAACUCACUGAGAGAACAUCCUGCUCUGAAGAAACUCAGACUUAAAACACUGGAACAUCGAUGGAACUUAAUGAUGGUGGCGUGUGAACAGUCUCAGUUCAUGGCAAACAUGGCAAGACUCAUCAAAGCCAAGAAAGCCAUCGAGAUCGGAGUGUAUACAGGGUACAAUGCCCUCAGUAUUGCCCUGGCACUACCUGAUGAUGGAAAAGUCAUAGGCUGUGAUGUGAGUGAAGAUUACACAAACAUGGGUAAACCCUUCUGGAAAGAAGCCGGUGUGGAUCACAAAAUAGACCUGCGCUUACAGCCAGCACUGCAAACUCUAGAUGAGCUGUUAGCUGCAGGUGAAGCUGAAACGUUUGACUUUGUGUUUAUCGAUGCUGAUAAGCAGAACUAUGAUAACUACUAUGAGAAAUCACUGCAGCUGCUGAGAAGAGGCGGAAUCAUCGCUAUCGACAAUGUGCUGUGGAGUGGGAAGGUGGUGAACCCUGCAGACGACGACUUGGACACUCAGAGCAUCGACAGACUGAAUAAGAAGCUGCACAGAGACGUGAGGGUGAAUCUGAGCAUGCUCACUGUGGGCGAUGGAUUAACGUUAGCAUUCAAACUGUGAAAGCCAAUCAGGUACAGAUGUACCGCAUGCUUUAUUCCAGAAAGUGCCAUUUAAUUCACAUGUCGUAAACAGGGUAGGGGCGCAGGGUGUGCUCAUACUGGGAUCCUUUUACAUGGAAAAACUCGGACCUACUGUUACAUUAGAGACCAUGUAAACCAGGGUUGUUCAAAUGGGUCGCAAAGAAAUAAUAAUUAAAGAAACUUGUACCCGAAUGCCCCUUUGUCGAGGCUUUAUGUUACAUGUAAAUCACAAUGAGACUCGGGUAUUUCUAAUGAAGUGUAAACCACUGAAGGUCCAAUACUUUUUAAUGUCUGCUGUUAAAAUAAAUAAAUCAUGUUGUAUUAUUUCUGA